CAUCCCUCAUGCUCACUACCCAUACUCCUCUUCUUCGACUACGAUCCGAUUGCCAUCCAGUUGCGUUGAUGCAAAUGAUAAGAAACGAGGCAAAUCCUAGCUGAUUCCUUAGCAGCUCCCCUCCAACACAAGCUACUCCUCUUGACAGGCGUCACUCCACAAAACACACUCAAGUUCUCUGGAGGGCAAUGCAAUGAUAAGAUGGCCGACGCCACUCUACCAGAUACAAUUAUUGUUUCGUCAGCUUCAGAUGACCCUCAUUCCUUCAGUGAAGGUCCAGCCGAUCCUGAGAAGUCAGAACAUCACGUACCUGACCAGGGCCCCUCUUCACAAAUCUCGGACAAUGGCCUUGCAAAGGAUUCAGGCUUUUCGAUAGCGGUGCCAUCUAGUCAUUCACAACCAAACACGAGUGAGCCUGUGGUUACCAAACCAUCCAUCCCUUCAUCCAUUUCUCAAUUAGAUGGAGCUGCACCUCAGCCAGGUGCGUUCUUCGACCACCUUCCCAAUGGUCAUACCUUGCCAGGACCGAUAGCGCCUGAGCUCGAGAUUGGGCAGCAAAGUGCACCCCUAGUGGCACCAGAUCAAGCCACAUCUACCCAGUUGGAGAACAGGGACGUCAUGGCAGACAGUGGACUUGAUCUUGAUUCUUCCGCCAUUUCGAGAACGGAGAGCAGCGUGCCCAAGAUGACAUUCCCUGAGGCAGAGCUGAAGGGAGACUCAGAGUCUCCUCUGCCUAUAGCUUAUACCGAUGCAUUGACACCUACACCAAACAGCCAAAUUGUAGCACGAGGCAACAAUCAGCAGUACACCCUCUCUGACGGGACUGUGGUGUCUGGAAAGGGUUUAGGCCGUGGCCGCCCGGGGGUCAAACGGGGUCCCAGGACGUCUAAACCCGACAAUACUGACGCAGCACGUCAGAUAAGCCAGCAAAUUCCGGCAUCGGGCAAAACAGCACCUCGUGGUCAAAAGAGAAAACGACAGAAGUCUGAUGAUGGCGGAGACUCGAUUCUUGGGUCCACGACCCCAGACUCGCGCGAGUCAUCAGAAGAGUACAACCCCACCGCUACACAGACUAGGUCAGGGCGACCCACAGGACGGCCAGUCACUCUCGGUGCCAUGACUGCGAGCCCUGCCAGCAGACCGAAGGUGACUGAGUCUCCCGCUAAAUCCAGUCCGUCCACUCCGUCCACCUUCCGAAACCAUCCAAAGAUCAGACGUCGCGUAUAUCGAGGCAAGGAACAGAGUGCACUUUGUGAACACUGUCUCCGCGGCCAUGGUCCUGUGGGGAAUGUGAUUGUCUUUUGUGAUGCUUGCAAUAAAUGCUGGCAUCAGCGCUGCCAUCAACCACAGAUAUCAAAAGAGACAGUCACUGAUACCAACGCCGAAUGGUUCUGUGCGGGUUGUGCACGGAUCCUGAACAAAGGCAAAAAAGGGAGCAAGGCUGAAAAGCUACCAGCGGUGGCGCGACCUGUUCUUUCUACCCCAGCACCUGCGCCCACAUAUGUCUAUCGUGGCCCCCGGGUUGGAGGACGGUUUUUGAGCCCUGCCCAGAAAUCGGCAUAUUUAUCAACUUUGUCCAAAGAUCGCCUGAUCUCGCUAGUGCUCGAUGCCUCGCACCUAGCUCCUGAUCUUCCCAUGUUUGAGACGUUGGUCUCGACUCAUCCUCCACUUGCCACAGAAGCCCAGUUCACGUCGACCUAUGUCACCCCUGUCACGGGACCUCCUCCAACCCAGACUACACCAGGGGCCAGUGGAGGUCAGGCAGAGGACGAGGGUUACGAUGGGUACUUUGACGAACAUGCUGCGCUUUAUCCCAAGCCUGGAUUCGGCGUCAAAUUGCCACCAGAGAAGGAAGAUAUGCACAUGUUGCUUGAAGGUCGGGACUGCAGAACAUUUAGUCAUUGGGUUAGGGGUAUGGCAGGCCGCGAGUAUCAUGGGACUAGUAGUCAACGAUGAGAAGUAGAAGGUAGAAGAUUAGCAUGUGCUUGAGUGUCACGUGAGAGAAAUACACAUGCGCCUUCACACUCUGGCCUGACUGUUACAUUCUGUAUUCUGUGUCUGGUGUAUAUGUGAACAGUGAUCGUUUAG
Messenger RNA from Exophiala mesophila, 2088 nucleotides. RefSeq lists its product as uncharacterized. The record is from RefSeq and is a predicted model, not a curated record. Bases 202 to 1956 code for a protein of 584 amino acids. NCBI's taxonomy places the organism in Eukaryota, Fungi, Ascomycota, Eurotiomycetes, Chaetothyriales, Herpotrichiellaceae. The transcript has a single exon.